Trypanosoma cruzi is the source of this 2739-nucleotide messenger RNA. RefSeq names its product trans-sialidase, putative. The transcript has a single exon. The coding region runs from base 1 to 2739 and encodes 912 amino acids. Gene Ontology annotation, molecular function: exo-alpha-sialidase activity. The record is from RefSeq and is a predicted model, not a curated record. NCBI's taxonomy places the organism in Eukaryota, Euglenozoa, Kinetoplastea, Trypanosomatida, Trypanosomatidae.
AUGCUCUCACGUGUUGCUGCAGUCAAGGCACCCCGCACACACAACCGUCGCCGCGUGACCGGAUCCAGCGGGAGGAGGAGGGAAGGAAGAGAGAGUGAGCCGCAGAGGUCCAACAUGUCCCGGCAUCUCUUUUACUCUGCGGUGCUGCUCCUCCUCGUCGUGAUGAUGUGCUGUGACACUGGUGCAGCUGCGGAAGAUGAGACGGCGUCAUGCCCGGAAUCUUCAAAUGGGAAACGUUUUGUUUGGAGAGAUUUGAAAGUUGAAGAAACGGUGAGUUUGCUCCGUGUUCCAAGUCUUGUUGAAAUGAAUGGUGACGUGUUUGCCGUUGCCGAGGCGAAGGACACGAAGAGGGAAGAAGGCAGUUUUACUGGUAUUUCCUCGGAACUUCUGGAGUGGACUGGUGAACAAGCAAGCAAGGAGUUGGAUAAAACUAAACUGAAUACACAAUUACUGGAGAAAUUUUCUUCCGAUAAAGGCAAGUGUGCCUCUCAAAUCGCUGCUCAGGCUAGUUUCGAACGCGAGAAGAGAGUAGAUGUGGCCCGACCAACAACAGUCGUGAAGGGAAGUGAGAUUUACAUGCUUGCUGGAAUCUACAACCUUGAUGAUGCCGAUAAUACUUCGGCUUAUUGGGGACUUUUGCUGUCGAGAGGGAACGUCAGUAUUGAUGAGGAGAGUAAAAAACGAAUUCAUUGGAAUCAUAUUGACGCUCUCCAGAGCAUUUCUAACAUGCAACAACAAGAAUCUUUGACAGAUUUGAUUGGAGGCGGUGGAUCGGGCGUUAAGAUGGAUGACGGUACGCUUGUGUUCCCAGUGGAAGGCAUUAAGUCCAAUGUCGCAGCUGGAGGAACAAACACCGUUUCACUGGUCAUAUACUCCUCGGGUAAUGAGGGUUGGAAGCUGUCGAAGGGGAUUUCUGACGGUGGCUGCAGUGAUCCCUCCGUCGUGGAGUGGAAGGACAAACUCAUGAUGAUGACAGCGUGUGAUGAUGGCCGCCGCAGGGUGUACGAGUCCGGCGACAAGGGGGAUUCGUGGACGGAGGCACUCGGGACACUCUCGCGCGUGUGGGGCAACAAACACACGGGACCUGAGAAGGGCGUUGGGAGCGGGUUCAUCACAGCGACUGUUGGAGAAGAUAAUAAAAAAGUGAUGCUCGUCACUCUGCCAGUGUAUGCCAAGAACGGAGAAGGAAAAGGUCAUGAAAAGAAUGAAAACGGUAAACUCCAUCUCUGGCUGACGGACAAUACGCACAUUGUUGAUAUUGGGCCGGUAUCUGAGAAGGAUGAUGACGUUUCCGCCAGCUCCCUGUUGUACAAAAGUGGUAAAGAUAAGAAUGAUGAGUUGAUUGCACUGUACGAGGAGGAGAGCGGUGAUAAGGACGCGUCACUCGGUAUGGUCUCUGUGCGUCUGACUGAGCAGCUGAAGCGGGUGAAGGACGUGCUGGCGACCUGGAAGGAAGUGGACGAACGUGUCUCCAAACUGUGCCCUUCUGGGAGUCCUGAGAAGAGUGCCUCACCUGACGAUGCCUGCAGCGCUGCCAUGCCGACGGCUGGGCUGGUUGGCUUUUUGUCCGGCAACUUCUCUGAUAAGACAUGGAGGGACGAGUACCUCGGGGUGAACGCCACGGUAAAGGGGAAUGAUGGCGGUGCAGCAGCGGCCACAGUGGAUUCGGAUAACGGCGUGAAGUUCCAGGGAGCGUGGGCGGAGUGGCCCGUUGGCGAGCAGGGGGAGAAUCAGCUGUACCACUUUGCGAACUACAACUUCACUCUUUUGGCGACGGUGUCCAUCGACGGUAAGCCGAAGGAAGAUAAUCCUAUUCCUUUGAUGGGUGUGAUGAUGAAUGGCGAUGAAAAAAAAACCAAACUUAUGGAGUUGUCAUACGACAGCGAAAAGAAGUGGCAGUUGCUGUGUGGUGACGAAACCCCUAAGGAACACAGCAACACUUGGGAGAAAGAGAAAACUCAGCACGUGGUGCUUUUGAUACGGAACGGCAACCAGGUCACCGCGUACGUCGAUGGUAAGCAAGUGGGUGAGGAUGUGCCACGUGAAUUGGAAAAUACAGAUUCGAAAGGGAUCUCCCACUUCUACAUUGGAGGGGAUGGAGGCAGCACAGACAACACAGAAAGCCGAGAAGGCGUGUCUGUGACUGUGAAGAACGUCCUGCUGUACAACCGCCCGUUGAGCUCUGAAGAGAUUGGCGCCAUCGACCCGAAUAAAGACUCCACUCCAUCUUUGGAAGAGAAUCCGUUGGAGACUUCAACAGUUUCUUCUGCUUCCAUUAUACCUCCCAGUCCUCCGGUGACCCCGAAUGCUCAGAAAACCGAAACUUCGUCCACUCCUGCCGAAACACAGCUGACAGAACAGGGACAGUCGAUGGGGAGCAGUAAAGAUGCGGGCAGUGGCGGUGCAUCCGCAUCAGCGGUGUCCACUGUCAGCACUUCCUCAGCAGAAGAGGAGUCCGUAGUGCAGGUGACGUCAGGAGCAUCUCCCGAUGGAACUCAAACUGUGGGUGGCGGUUCUACUGCUGAUGGCGAACCAACGAUGGAGACAAGAGAAGGAGGAACGAAUGGGCAGGAGGAGGAGGUUAAUACACACGACAGGGAAGUGAAUGCCACAGCACUCAGCAGCAGCCUCGGAAAUGUGCCGCAGGGGAAUAACAGCGACGCUGGCACUGUGCGUGAGAGCGGACUGCUGCCGUCGCUGCUGCUUCUGUUGGGACUGUGGGGGUUUGCGGCUCUGUGA